UGAAAGACAAUUGAAUAGUUAAAUCAUUAACACGUUGCAUUAUAUAAAAAUUAAUUAAAAAUGCUUUCUCCGGAGGAACCACAACUUAAAAUAUACAUGCUAAAAGCGGGCUUGGAUGAAACUAAAAAUACGUUACUGUCGCAGACUGACGUUCUCCUUUCCAUUGAAGAAGAGAGUGAGCAACUGAGUGAAGAGAACAAAAAAGUUUUACGAGAAUCGCAUGCCUUAAAUGCUAAAGUUGAGAGUUUGAAACUAGAAAACGUCCGUCUCUCGGCCAAAAGGAUCAUAAUUAUGCAACAGUGUGAAGAGGCUACAACUUGUCUGGACCGCACAAAAGAAAACCGAGAUCUGAUUUUUCAACAGAUAAAAGAUGAACUAACUAACUCGGAAAUUAUGUUACGUCAGUAUGAGGAUCACCUCUUUGAGAUUGCAGAAAGAUACAGGAAGAACCCGGUAUACGGUAAUGAGGAAGCCAUAAAAAUCGAAACGGAGAAGAUGAAAGAAACAAUAUCUGAACUUGAACAUGAGGAAGCUAAGCAUCAGAACAUAGUCGAACUCUUGCAGCGUGAGUUGGACAGUUUUGGGACUUCUAUACCUGAAGAUAUAUUGGAUAUUGUCGGCAAACGUGAUUUGGAGGAGAAAAUUAACGCAAUUAACGCCGAAGUCGAAACCCUGACACAGAAGAAAGAUAAUCUUUUAACUUGCCACGGUAACAUGGCUCUAUUCCUUGAACAAAACAUCAAUCAAUAAUGAUAUCAAAAUUCAACAUUAAUGAACGUUUCUUGGUAUAUUGUAGUUGUUAGAAAAUAAAGUUAUGAACUAC
Pieris napi is the source of this 823-nucleotide messenger RNA. RefSeq lists its product as uncharacterized. The record is from RefSeq and is a predicted model, not a curated record. Bases 61 to 750 code for a protein of 229 amino acids. The transcript is spliced from 6 exons. Lineage: Eukaryota; Metazoa; Arthropoda; Insecta; Lepidoptera; Pieridae.